Actinia tenebrosa (Australian red waratah sea anemone) is the source of this 1690-nucleotide messenger RNA. Its product is annotated as dual specificity protein phosphatase 7. Lineage: Eukaryota; Metazoa; Cnidaria; Anthozoa; Actiniaria; Actiniidae. Gene Ontology annotation, cellular component: cytoplasm; cytosol. Gene Ontology annotation, molecular function: protein tyrosine/threonine phosphatase activity; MAP kinase tyrosine phosphatase activity; MAP kinase tyrosine/serine/threonine phosphatase activity. Gene Ontology annotation, biological process: peptidyl-tyrosine dephosphorylation; negative regulation of MAPK cascade. The record is from RefSeq and is a predicted model, not a curated record.
GCGUAUCAAAUGGCGAGCUGGGUCGACUAAAGAAGCUCUACGAGGACGAAUACCAACACUUGAAGAUUUUACCCGAGGACCAAACAUGCCGUCUUUAUCGCUCGUAGUGGAGAGUCCACGAUCCUAUCGGAGGACGCAGGCUGACAAGAAAAAGCUAAUGGCUAGAGGAGCGAGUGUCUCUUGGCUCAGUGAACAGUUAAGAAAUCAAAAUUAUAUUCUGUUACUGGACUGUCGUCCCUUUGCCGAAUUCGCUCGUAGCCAUGUUCAAGGAGCUAUCAACCUGACUAUUCCUUCGCUAAUGUUGAGAAGGCUCAAAAAGGGGAAUAGUUUUUCUAUUACUUCGUUGAUAACAUCGGAAGAAGGAAAGGAACAGUUUAAUAAAAAUCUACCUCUUGCCAGUGGGAUUGUUCUGUACGAUUCGUCAACCAAGGAUAUUUCGUCUAUUGGACUCAACUCGGCUCUUGCAGUUGUCAUUCGAAAACUGGCCGAAGAUUGCUCUUCAUCGACAGUCCGUCUUUUAGAAGGUGGUUUUUCCAAAUUUCAAGAAAAAUGCCCAAGUUUUUGUGAGAGUGGUGAAGACUAUGGUCACCCUCUGUUAUCACUAACCGGUUUGACUUUACGCGAACCAAGUGAUCAACAACCUCAAGCAAGAACUCUCCCGUCCAAUGCUCCAACAACUCCGGACUCUAAAAAGAGAACUAAAGGCGAACUGGCUGAAAUUCUACCCAAGUUGUUUCUGGGAGGAGAAAAGGACGCCUCUAACUUGGAUCUGUUGAAGAAACACAAAAUAUCUUAUGUUUUAAAUGUCACCCAUGACCGUCCAAAUACCUUCGCACAUCUCGAGAACUUCACCUACAAGACCUUACCAGUAGAGGAUAAUUGUAAAGCGAAUCUCACUGACCUUUUUCCAGAAGCAUUCUCGUUUAUAGAUGAAGGAAGAGAGAAAGGCUCCGGUGUUUUGGUGCACUGUUUGGCUGGAGUCUCGCGAUCUGUUACCGUUACAAUCGCUUACUUAAUGUCGUCACAAAAUUUGACCUUGAACGAAGCGUACGAUUUCGUCAAAGCAAGAAAAUCAAAUGUAUCUCCGAACUUCAACUUCAUGGGCCAACUUCUAGAAUUUGAACGUUCAAUCAACUCUCCGCGAACCCCAAGUUCCACAACUAGUACUUUAUCACCAGCAAGUAGUCUUGAUGCGGACGAUAUCGAACUAAACUCCAGUGACACAAUAUAACAGAACAUUUCUGUAACCCUCCUAUAAUUGAAAUUACAUCGACGCCAAAUUGAAAAUUAUUAUAUAUAUAGAAAUAAGAAUACUAGAUCUAUAAUUUAUUAGCUAGCACUAUAGGAAUCAUUAAUAAUAUUUCAUAAUAUACAGUGGUUUUUGUUCACCACUGUUCAAACAUAAUUUUUGCUGCAUAUGCAGUGGCUUGUAACACAAUUUUUUGUGUUAACUUUAUAUAAUUAUAGCCUUUGAUCAGAUUCAUUCAGGCUCUUUUACCUACGAAGUUUUGUUGUCGUUCUCCUUCAUAUUCGGACUAUUUUCCUCUCUUGUGUUCACGAACAUCUUUAUACCUAUGUGUUUUUGAUAUACUUCUCCAAGAAAUUGCUUCGCAACACUAAGGCAUAUUUUUACACCUAUUCUAACGUUCUAUAUUUCAUAUUAAAGUUUACGAUAUCUUUACCCUCAAAA